Messenger RNA from Sporothrix schenckii 1099-18, 1791 nucleotides. RefSeq lists its product as uncharacterized. The record is from RefSeq and is a predicted model, not a curated record. Gene Ontology annotation, biological process: transmembrane transport. The transcript is spliced from 4 exons. Lineage: Eukaryota; Fungi; Ascomycota; Sordariomycetes; Ophiostomatales; Ophiostomataceae. Gene Ontology annotation, cellular component: membrane. Gene Ontology annotation, molecular function: transmembrane transporter activity. Bases 1 to 1791 code for a protein of 596 amino acids.
AUGUCGACUGCUUUUGCGCGUCCCAUUGACUGGGACAAGAAGACGGUCUCGGUCUCAACGACCUCCGUCUCGGAUGGCUCCGUGGACGUCCCGCCGCUGGGCGACCCGGCCAACGAGCGCCGCUUCUGGUGGCAGCGGCGCACCAGCCGGGGCUACGACCCCGAGAACAUUGCCACGCUGCCGAGCGUGUUUGACGACCCGGACACGGCCGACAAGUACCAGCCGCCGGAGAAUUGGGAAAACAUCAAGCGCUUCGACCCGCGUGCGCGGUGGACCUGGCGCGAGGAGUAUGCGCUGCUGCGCAAGAUUGACCUGCGCAUCAUGAGCUUUGCGUGCAUUAUGUUCAUCGCGCUCGAGCUCGACCGGUCGAACCUGGGCCAGGCGCUGUCGGACAACUUCUUGACCGACCUGGGGCUGACAACAAAUGGUAUGUCCUUGUUUUGGUCUCCCUUCGCUCGCCUUCUUGUCCUCGCUUCGCUCGCCUUCUUUUUGGCUGCCGCUGACCACCCAGACUACAAUCUCGGCAACACCGUCCGCCUCAUCUCCUUCCUCUGCGCCGAGAUCCCCUCGCAGCUCGUGUCCAAGUGGAUGGGCCCCGACCGCUGGAUCCCCCUGCAAAUGUGUCUCUGGAGCAUUGUCGCCGGCUCGCAGUUCUGGCUCCAGGGCCGGUCCUCGUUCCUCGCCACCCGCGCGCUCCUCGGCAUUCUCCAGGGCGGCUUCAUCCCCGACGUCAUCCUGUACCUGUCCUACUUUUACAAGCACUCCGAGAUGGCCCUCCGCCUCAGCUGGUUCUGGGGCAUGGACACGGGCGGCGAGAUCAUUGCCGACAUCCUGGCCUACGGCAUCCUCCACCUGCGCGGCGUGCACGGCCUGUCCGGCUGGCGGUGGCUGUUCUUGAUCGAGGGCAUCAUCACGCUCCUGGUCGGCCUGCUGGCGUUCCUGAUGAUGCCCGCCGGGCCGUGCCAGACGGCCAGCUGGUUCCGCGGCAAGAACGGCUGGUUUACGCCGCGCGAAGAGACCAUCAUCGUGAACCGCGUUCUGCGCGACGACCCGUCCAAGAGCGGCAUGCACAACCGCCAGCCCGUAACGCCCAAGCUGCUGUGGAAGAGCCUGUGCGACUACGACUUGUGGCCCUUGUAUAUGAUCGGUAUGCUCUUUGAGAUCCCGUCCAGCCCCCCCAGCAGCUACUUGACGCUGUCGCUUCGCGGCCUGGGGUUCACGACCUUCCAGGUCAACCUCCUCGCGAUUCCCCUCAACGUAUUGUCCAUCUUGACCAUGUUUCUGCUGGCCGCCUUCUCCGAGUGGUCCGGCCAGCUCACCUUGUCGUCCCUCUUCGCCCAGGUCUGGGUCCUGCCGUUCCUCGUCUGGCUCGAGGUCGCCUACUCCAGCGCCAGCAACAAGUGGGUCGUCUACGCCGUCAUGACGCUUUUUCUGUCGCAACCCUACGCGCACCCCAUUCAGGUGUCCUGGAACAGCCGCAACUCCAACACGGUCCGCUCGCGCACCGUGUCGGCCGCGGCCUACAACAUGUUUGUGCAGCUGUCGGGCAUCAUCAGCGCGCAAAUCUACCGCGCCGACGACGCGCCGCUGUACCGCCGGGGCAACAAGGUGCUGCUGGGCAUCCUGGCGCUCAACUUUGUCGUCUACGGCUUUGCCAAGGUCUACUACGUCAAGCGCAACCAGUACCGCGACCGCGUGUGGAACGGCAUGACGGAGGAACAGCGGCUGCACUACCUGGCGACGACCACGGACGAGGGCAACAAGCGGCUGGACUUUCGGUUUGCCCAUUAG